AGGCAGAAUUUGGAUCGGGAUUUAGGACUGGGAGUGUUGAGACGACUCGAACAGUCUCUAGUUUAUCUUUCUCUUUUCGGUUUAUCAAUUCUACGUCAAUUUUCAUCUCUUCCACUCUGGUUCCUAACAUUGGUAUCAGAGCAGUCCGCUCUGGGAAGCUUCGAUCUAAGUCACGCGGUAAAAAAUGGAGCAGCGCAGGGAUUAUCAAAGGUCAAAACGGAAAGUGGUCACCUCUGGUUUGUACGUGACAAUUGAGAAGCGUGUGUCUACGCAAAAGGGAAAGGAACCCCAUCGAAAAACCGAUCAAAAUGCCUCGCGCGGAAAAGUGGGGAAGGGUGCAAACCUGGAGAAUGGCAAACGUCGACGGCGAGGACGAUCGCGAACAGUGCGACGCUGCGAGAAUUCGAAACGCAGAGGUUAUUCGUCAUCGCAGACUCUGGAGCAACCUGUUUCUCCUAGUUCGCAGGUUUCAUCUCUCACCAGUUCGCAGUCGCCAGAAGUUUCUUACAGUUCGCCAUCUACGCUCCAAACAGUAUCUUCCUGUUCUCAAUCUCCAUCGCAAGCGGAUUCCUACACUUUGCAAGCUUCAACGUCCCCUCAGGAGUCCGAUAAUCAGCGACAACCUGUCCCUGGAGGUGUUUUUUCUUCGCGCCCCAGAGAAAAGGUAGAAGAGGAGAGAGUCCAGUUGGGUCCUAACAGUGCUGAGGAUGUUCAGAGGGUUGUUAAUCUAGAGCGAAAUUCCGUUAGAGAAGAUGAUAAAUCUUCUCUGGAGACCAAGCGGAUGUCAGUGGGUGUUAUAGGUGGCCCUUGUGAAAAUGGCGUUACUGGCAAUCAUAGGUCAAUGGGGGAAGUGUCAAAGGGAGUUGAAGUUUUUUUUAGCUCAGGAUUCCCUGAAGAGCAGAAUCAGUAUCUCAUUCCUGGUUUCUUCACAGAUGCAUUAACCGUUGGUGAAAAUGUUCUGGGAAUACCAACAGCUUGUGUACUGACAGAUGGGGGCAUAGGGUUUGGUGGUUUGCUCCAUAUUGCAAUUGCUGAUAAAUGGAUUGAAAUUCUCAAGGAAAGAGAUAAGGACGGGAAAAUGGAAGACGGUGUUAACACACUUACUACAAGAAGGUGGAUGAAGAAGUGUGCUACUUAUGUUGAUAGUAAUGACCACGCUCUAGGCGGUGAAGGUGUGGUAUUGUUCUGGGGUGCCUUAGCAAAGAAAUUGGUGGAGGAUGAUCCACAAACUAAUGCAAUGGAAGGAUCAGACCCUAGGCAUGGGCAUCCGUGUGUGACCACUAGUACAAUGAUAUGCAGGGGAGAAACCAUCCGUUCGCAGGUACCACCAAAAGAACGGGAGAUAUCCUGGGAAAGAAGCCACAUACGCCCAGGAAGGGAGAUUUACCUGUUCAUAUCAAAUUGUGCUUAUCACUCCUUCACGAACUCUGUAGGUGCACUUGCUGGGGAUUGCAGAGGGUGCUGGGAUGAAAGCUAUACUAAUAUAAAGGUUUCUACCAACGAGGUUAUACCACUAUCAAUUGUUCAGAAACGGUACGGGAUUCACAUGGUUUCUAGUCAAAAAGUAGAUGCUGAACUUGUAGUAAAAGACGGUUCUCUUGUGAAUUGUGAAAUAAAAAGUGGAUCACAGCACCUAGGUGUGGAAUCUCCGGAAAUGCGAUAUGUUGUCAUUUUGGAUCUGCCAAGGGAACCUGCAUGCAUACUACCAGCUGAAGAUAGAGUCCUUAGACAAGGGAAAGAGAAUGCCUUCAAAAUAUCCAUCUUUUGUGCAAAGGAUACCUCAGACGAAGUUAGUUGGCAAAACCUAAAUAAAAGUCUGCAUCGAGUUUCAUCGGGAGUGAAUGGAAAGUAUGAGGCAGUUCAGGAAAUAGAGGUUGAUAUUGUUUAUCACCUUGAAAGAACUGUUGGAAGUGAAGAGAAGCUAUAUAGGAGAAAAAAUGGUGAUAGUCUUUCGCAUGCAACAGAAAAUAAAGAAUUAAAUAAGAGGAUGACUAAGGGUAAUCAAGAACAGAAUGAGAGUUAUGCAUAUCCAUCAUUUUCUCCUGCAAACAACCUUGAACAAGCUACUACCGACACCAAUCAUUGUGACUGUCUGAUGGUUGAAGCUCUCAAUCCAAAUGGGAAGGUUUUCCCACUUCAUGUAAUCAAGCUGAAGUAUUGGGAAGGAAGAGGCGCGAGAAUGAAGCUGAACAGCAUGGCUAUAUUCUUACUCCCACCUUGAGGACAAGGUGGUUGUCAAAGGGGGAGUGAUGAUAGGGACCCAGGCAUUACAAAGAAUAAGAGAUUAUUAAGUAUUUUAAUGCUGUUCAAUAAUAGGGUUUUAGGCCCUCUAAUUUAAUAGAAGUGGGCUGGCCCAUUAGAAAUAGAAUAAAUAAGGGAGAGGGGGUGAGGAGUUAGGCAGGCAGAAUUUGGAUCGGGAUUUAGGACUGGGAGUGUUGAGACGACUCGAACAGUCUCUAGUUUAUCUUUCUCUUUUCGGUUUAUCAAUUCUACGUCAAUUUUCAUCUCUUCCACUCUGGUUCCUAACAGUUUGACUAUAAACCACCUUUAUUAAAUAUGGGACCUUAAGCAGAAAUAUGAGUAGUAGGGGUGGAGAAUGAACGGGAAAGAAGGGAAUUAGUUUCUGAAAAGCUUAGAUAUCAACUCAACCCGUCCAAGCAAAAACUGAAAUAGAUGGUUGACAAGGGAAGAAGUGAACCAUGGUACUGGGUUUAUCUUAACCUCAAACCCUAUAGGCAAAUGAACAUGCAGAAGUCAGCAAUGUGGAAAUUAAAUCUCAAAUAUUGUGGGCCUUUUCCAAUCACAUAAAAAGUUGGAGCAGUUGCUUAUAAACCGGACUUACCAACAUGGAGUAAAAUACAUCCAGUAUUUCAUGUUUCUUUACUAAAGAAACACGUGGGAUCGAAGGAGAGGCUUUCAAGCUCUAUACCUGGCAUGAUUGAGGAUGAGAAUGCAAUGCUAGUACUUGUUGGAAUUUUAGCUAGAGGGAUAUAUUUUAGAAAAAAUAAUGCAGAUAUGGCUGAAGUCCUUAUCAAAUGGCAACAUUUGCAACAAUGUGUGGUUAUCAGAUAUGGGAGGAUUAUAAUGUGGUUAUAAAACAAUUUCCUCAUCUAGAAGCAUGCAGACAAGCUUCAAAAGAAGGAGAGAACAAUUUUAAGACCAGAGUUUCCUUAUCUAAAACCAUAGCGAUGGGAAAAGGCCUAGCUACGCAAAUAUUAAAGAAUUGGAAGCUGCCAGCUGGAAGUUGGGCAGCAGGCUGAGCAACAGGCUUAUGGUAGUUGGGCAGAGGGCAACUGGUAGACGUUAGUUAGCUAGUCUAUUAGCUAACUAAUUGGGAAGCCUUGGGCUCCUAGAAAUAGUUUAUAGAUAACUUAUUGUUAUGUCUCUUCUCCUCUUGAAAUGUUACGUUCAGUUUCUCUCAAUUAUCUAAUUUCUCU
Messenger RNA from Cuscuta epithymum, 3437 nucleotides. NCBI's taxonomy places the organism in Eukaryota, Viridiplantae, Streptophyta, Magnoliopsida, Solanales, Convolvulaceae. The record is from the annotation of a GenBank genome assembly.